This is a messenger RNA of Aspergillus affinis, 2268 nucleotides long. Its product is annotated as Zn(II)2Cys6 transcription factor. The record is from RefSeq and is a predicted model, not a curated record. Gene Ontology annotation, molecular function: zinc ion binding; DNA binding; DNA-binding transcription factor activity, RNA polymerase II-specific. The transcript has 4 exons. Gene Ontology annotation, biological process: regulation of DNA-templated transcription; DNA-templated transcription. Bases 1 to 2268 code for a protein of 755 amino acids. Lineage: Eukaryota; Fungi; Ascomycota; Eurotiomycetes; Eurotiales; Aspergillaceae.
AUGAACGACUUCGACCGACUAUCUCUCUGCUCAUCUAACACGCCGACGGCCGAACACUUAGGAUGUGUUCUCCCCUACGAUGGGAGGACAGACCGGAGAUCUUUUCAAUCAUCCCUUGGCCCAGGAGUUAGCCACCAGGUGGCCCCUGGACAUACUGGAAUAUCUACAGGCGCCAGUGCUUUCAUCGACGCUAGUCAGCCACCGAAUCCGAAGGUGCCCAUUUCCAAGUCGACUAAGAGGACUUCGGCUAUUGGCGACCAUGCCAGUCGUGCCGGUCGAGCUUGCGAGAACUGUCACAAGCGGAAAUAUAAGUGCAGCGGACAUCAACCAACUUGCCGGCGAUGUCAGGUGGCCGGGGUCCGUUGUGUGCAUGUGAAGGAUCUUGCAACCCAAGUACACACGUACGAACAUCUCUUGCAAGAUGUUUGUUCUAAAUUGGACCCCCAGUCUUCGCAGCAUAUCCUGGGCGUGUUGAAUCGUCACAAGACCCCGAAAGAACAGUCUGCGGCGCCUUGUCCCUCGCCCCCUUCAUCCGCCUCGACAGAAACCGAUAACUCUCGUACAGUGAGCCGUACCACCGGGACCCAAAGAUCCCUACUGGGGCCACUGGACUACGCCAGCGAAGACUUCAACCGCGGUGAGAGAGUCCAAUCGAUAGGAUUUCUGGGCGUUCACUCCGAGACUACGUGGAUGUAUCGGCUGAAACGAUUGAUGGACGGUGGCGGUUCUUUGGCCCCAGCUCGGAACGAAGGCUGCCAUUCCGUGAGCUCUAUGGCUUACUUUGUGGAUGAAAAGGAUAGCCCCGUUGUAGCUGAUGUUAAUGUGUCACAGUUACCGCCCGGCGCGAUCGGUGACCAACUGGUUGAUACUUAUUUCAGGGUCGUGCACCCAUGCUUUCCAAUUAUUGGCCAGGCCGCUUUCUGGGGACAGUAUCAGUCGCUUCGCACGACGACUGCUCUGCCAAGCAGAAAGUGGUUGGUCAUACUCAACUUGGUAUUCGCCGUCACUGCGAAGUAUAUGUAUCAUGGUAACAGCAGUUGCAAGAACAGGCCACAUGACAGCCUUGUGUACUUCUCACGCGCGUGGAAGCUGCUCAUAAGUAGCACUGUCUUGGAUGCUCCCGAUCUACAACAAGUGCAGAUUGAAGGCUUAACAUCCUUCUACCUCCUCUCUGUUGGUCAGAUCAAUCGUUCGUGGAGGACCUGUGGCGUUUCUAUCUGUUCAGCUGUCGCGAUGGGAUUAAACCUCCGAAGCGAAAGUGACGCAAUCACGCACGUGUCCAAAGAGACUCGAUAUCGGGUCUGGUGGUCUCUGUACACGCUGGACAUCUUACUUUCUGUUAUAACCGGUCGCCCUCCCAGCAGCAAUGGUGAUUUCUGCACGACUCCGCUUCCCCUGCCUUUCAAGGAAGACAAUUGGUCAGAUCAAACGGUCGCCGCGCUCAUUGCAGAUCAUGGUGCUAGGACCGUAUUCAUACAGGGCCUGUCCAAGAGCGCAGGUGAAUCAACAGGUUAUAUACCAACAUGGCAUAAUUCCAGAAGCGCUCUGCGUGAUCUGGAUAAUCAGCGGGAGCAAGCCAACAUCAACCGACCCGGAUCACUGACGCCGAAUAACUCGCUCUACUUUCUACAUUUUAUUGAACUUGGAUUAAUCAUGCGACAGUCUAUAGAUGCAUUAUACGCCGCAAGCACCGUGCAGAAAUUGUGGUGCGAGAUUGAGAUAGAUAUCCACGGGUUGAUUCACAAGACGGAUGCUUGGCUUUCCAAGCUUCCUCCUGCGUUUCACUUCACGCAGGGGACGCGUGCGUUUGAGAGGCAAAGGUCGAGCCUUGCAUUUAGUUUCUACAGCACCAAGAUCCUUAUCACCAUACCCUGCCUUAGUCGCGUCACUGAAGAACCUACACGAAUGGGACCUGCUGGACUCUUUUGUGACGCCAUGGCCAACUUGUGUGUGGACCUUGCGGCUGACAUACUGGAUCUAUUACCUGAUGUACCGGACAUGACUUGGAUCCACGAUGUCUCCCCAUGGUGGUGUAUUCUACACUACUUGAUGCAAUCGAUUGCCGUGCUUCAAGUAGACUUGAUGCUGAAGGAGAACGCAGACACCAAGUUCGAAAGUGGGCGGCGACAAAUUUCCAAGGCAUCUCGUUGGCUAGAAACGAUGUCAACAGUAGAUCCAGCAUCCCAGCGAGCUUGCCUCAUCUGUACAGAGAUUCUAUCUUCUUUGGACUCAUGUGCUGCCAUGCGACAGGCAAGAAAUUCACUUUGA